AUGGCAACAUAACUAAAUUGCGUGAGAUAAAGUUUUUGCUGUUUGGGUUUUCAUUUAAAUGAUAAGAAUAAGCGUUUUAGGAGAGAUUAUCACGAGUUUGUACCAAUAUGAAGCUUUGGACUGUUUUUACGGUGGUUUCCUUUGCAUUAGGACUGAAAAAAGACUGUCCUGGUGGCAGUGAACAGAAAUGUCCUGAUUCUGCAACAUGCUGUGAGUUGUUAAAUGGAAAAUAUGGUUGUUGCCCCUUAGAAAAUGCCAUAUGCUGUGAUGAUCAUAUUCACUGCUGUCCAUCAAAUACAAAAUGUGAUGCUGGUUUAUGUGUUAACGGUGAUUUUGAAAAUGUAACUGCCCUAAAAUAUUCUGAACACAAGGAUGUUGUAUGCCCGGGAGGUUUUACAUGUCCAGAGGAUAACACUUGCUGUGAAUCAUCCCUGGCUGGAACAUAUGCUUGUUGUCCUCUAGAAAAUGCUGUCUGUUGCUCGGACUAUUUGCAUUGCUGUCCAAAAGAUACAGUUUGUGACCUUGAACAGGGAAAGUGCAAUCCAAAAAGUUAUAUUCCUGGCAUUUUCAGACCAAAAAAAAAGUAUCACCUGUCAAAGAAACGUGAUUUUGUAAAAAUGUCUGCUCUCACAAAAAUCUCUGAAAGAGAAGGCAGUAUUGUGUGCCCUGACGAGAGCUCCCAGUGUCCUAACGGCUAUACUUGCUGCAUGCUGCCUUCCGGAGAGUGGGGUUGCUGCCCUUUCCCGAAUGCAGUGUGUUGCCCGGAUAUGCUGCAUUGUUGUCCUGAAAGCAUGACAUGUGACCCCACCUCUUCAACUUGUUCUCAAGGAAGCAGAAAUGUUUCAGCUACUCUAACUAGUCCAGCUGAGGAGAUGAAGAAAAGUGACAUUGUUUGUCCGGAUGGAAUGCAUUGUGCAGAGACAAUGACUUGUUGCUCGCUUGGUAUGGGACAUUUUGGCUGUUGUCCUUUUGCUGAUGCUGUUUGCUGUGAAGACAAUUCUCAUUGCUGUCCUCAGAACUUCACUUGUAAUGUAGAACAACAGAGGUGCGAUCCUUCGUAGUUAAAAAAAAAAGCGUGUAAACUCUUGGAUGAAGGUAUCUUUGUUAUGUUGCUUAUGGAACCAUUUUUUGCCCAAUACCUUGUUUUUAUUAUUUUUAUGUUGAAAGAGUGCAUUUAUCUUUCUUGAAGAUCUGGAAUUGUAAACUUGUUUGAUAAGAUUUUUUUAAUAAAAUAAAUAUGAAAUUUCU
Messenger RNA from Uloborus diversus, 1248 nucleotides. Its product is annotated as progranulin-like. NCBI's taxonomy places the organism in Eukaryota, Metazoa, Arthropoda, Arachnida, Araneae, Uloboridae. The transcript is spliced from 3 exons. Gene Ontology annotation, cellular component: extracellular region. The coding region runs from base 108 to 1061 and encodes 317 amino acids. The record is from RefSeq and is a predicted model, not a curated record.